UGUUUUUAAAUGCGGCUUCUCUGCAGGGUGGUGGGCUGAAGCAGGCGUGAAGAAUUGCCUUGGUCUAUCUUCGGCAGAGCUGCACAUGUAUGCAAUUAGUUUUUUGUUUUAAAAAAAAAAAAAAAAACUAAACCUCACAGGGUUUUUACAAGAGAAGUUAGCUCUACUUCCUGAUUUCUCAGGAAAUUCAGCCAAUAUCUGCUUGAAGUCAUGUGGACGUGUGGUUACGUUAUAAAAGUGACCUGUGGGCCGUUCAUCAGUCACACUCACUCGGUGGCGAUCAGAUGUGUGAAAGGCAGAAGAGGUAAGAAGAUGGACGACAUCGAUGCUAUGUUCAGUCACCUGCUGGGUGAGAUGGACCAUCUCUCCCAGAGUCUAGCACAAGCAGCAGGUUCCCCAGGAGUGGACGAGACUCCACAAGAGAGCUCCUUCUCCAUUGGCUUCAACAACCCGAACGAGUCACUCGACGAGCUGGAGGACCAUGAGCUGGACGCUCUGAUGGCUGAUCUGGAGUCAAAGGCAACCGAACAAGAAUUUUCCACUCACAAUGACACCAGCAGCCCUGCAGGAAAUCAAACCUCACCACCUGCCAUUUAUCAGGAGUGUGAGCCUGUAGUGACCUUUCCUGUGGUUAGCACACAGUCGUCAAGAGCGGUGAAAAUGAAUGAACCCCAAACAAAGGCAGAUAAAAUUAAAGUGGCUCUGGAGAAACUGAAAGAAGCCAAAGUGAAGAAGCUGAUUAUAAAGGUGCUGAUGAGCGACAGCAGCUCCAAGACUCUAAUGGUGGACGAGAGGCAGACAGUCGGAGACGUUUUGGACAAGCUGUUUGAGAAGACGCACUGCGAGAGCAGCAUCGACUGGAGCCUGUGUGAGAUCAAUCCUGAGCUGCAGAUUGAAAGAGCGUUUGAGGAUCAUGAAUGUCUGGUGGAACCACUGAGUGCUUGGAGUCGGCACAGUGAUAACAAACUCUACUUCUUGUCAACACCUCAAAAGUACAUGAUGUUCACGGAGCCUCAGAUCUUUUACAUGUGGAAGAAGAAGAAAUCUGGCACGGGUGACAUGAACAGCCAAGCUAAAGAGCUCCUUAUCAAGGAGAACUUUGGAGGUUCUACUACUAUCGUCCCUAAUCUUGAGGGCAUGUUAUACCUAAAAGAAGACGGGAAGAAGGUUUGGAAACCUCGCUACUUCAUGCUUAGGGCCUCUGGGAUCUAUUAUGUCCCCAAAGGAAAAACAAAGUCCUCCACUGAUCUUGCGUGUUUUGUUCGCUUUGAUAAAGUCAGCAUCUACACCAGCAGCAGCUACAGACAGAAAUACAGAGCUCCCACAGACUUCUGUUUCCUCUUAAAGCAUCCCUGCAUCCAGAAGGAGUCUCCCUACAUCAAGUUCCUGUGCUGUGAAGACAAACACACGCUGCUGCUUUGGGUCAACUCCAUCAGGAUAGCAAAGUACGGCGCUGACCUGUACAAGAACUAUCAAGCUGCCCUGAAGAGAGCAUCCACUGUGCAAACUCCCUACUCUGCAGCAAACAAAGACAAAUCAAACAGUCACACCUCUCUGGAAAGCCCAUACCCAGGUCCAUCAGCCCAUUCCAAUGAAAGUGUCCCUACUGAAUUACCCCCUGACUUUAUUCCUUCUCCUCCUUCUGGACACGAAUGUCUUUGAGACAAGCAAGAACUUUCUACCUCACAGCAUCUUGCCUAGAGUGCUAGUAUUACAACGCAGGCCACAUGUAUUGGCACCUCGGCCGACGAUGUGGGGAUUCUGCGUUCUGUUGGGCCCCGAAAUACACAAACUCAUUUGUUCAUUCAUUCUAGUACUUUUGUUCAGGGUUGGCAUAUACAGCGCCUUGCAAAAGUAUUCACCCCCUUGGCUUUUUACCUAUUUUGUUACAUUCCAACUUGUAAUUUAAAAGUUUUUAAUCUUAUUUUGUGUAAUGGAUCUGCACAAAAUUGUCUAUGUAAGUAAAAUGUGAAAAAAAAUUAUAAGAAAAGUAUUUAAAAAUAACAAAGAACAACUGAAAAUAUGAAUGUGUGCAUAUGCAUCCAACCCUUUGGCUGUGAAGCCCCUAAAAGGUUCAGGUGCUGCCAGUUUCCUUCAAAAGUCCUAUAAUUAGUGAAUUGAAGUCCACCUAUGUGCAAUCUAAAUCUCACAUGAUCUGUCAGCAUAAACAGACAUUUUCUGAAAGACCCCAGAAGCUGCAGCACCUCUAAGCAGGAGGCGUCACACCAUGGAGACCAAGGAGCUCUUCAGACAAGUCAGGGAUAAAGUUGUUAAGAAGAACAAGUCAGGGUGGGGUUAUAAAAAUAUCUAAAUCUUUGAUGUUCCCCUCGGAGCUCCAUGAAAUCCAUCAUGUUUAAAUGGAAAGCUCGUGGUACAGCAAGAUGGUACCAGAGCUCACAGACCGGGCCAGGAGGACAUUAAUCAGAGAGGCAGCACAGAGACCAAAGCUCUGUCCUAUGGAGGGUCUGUCCAUAGGACCACAAUAACCCACACAUGCCAUAGAGCUGGGCUUUAUAGAAGAGUGGUCAGAAAAAAAAAGCCAGUUUUAGACUUAAGAAAGCAGACCUUUGAGUUUGCCAAAAGGCAUGUGGGCAACACCUACAGAUCAGAUGAGUUAAAUGUAACUUAACAUGAUUACAUCCACCCUUAGAGCACAAUCCCCAGAGUGAAACAUGCUGUGGGAAUGUUUUUCAGCAGCCAGGACUGGGAAAUUGGUCCUAGUCAAAGGAAACAUAGAUGGUGCUAAAUGCAUGGAUAUUCUGGAGCAGAACCCACCAGUCUGCUUGUGAUUUAAGACUGGGGCGGAGGCUCACGUUGCAGGACAAUGAGCCGACGCUUCCCGCUAAAGCAACAGUCUGAAGGGGGAAACUUCUGAAUGUGUGGUUGAAUUGCCUAGACAAAGUCCAGACAUUAAUCCAAUUGACAAUCUGUGAUUGUACUUGGAGAUGGCGGUUCACAAGAGAAAACUAUCCAACAUAAGCUGGAACAGUUUUGACUUAAGGAAAUGGCAAAAAGCUCAGAGACUGAUCCAAAGCAACUUUCAGCUGUAAUUGCUGCAAAAGGUGGCUCUACAAAGCACUGACCUUUGAGAGGUAAAUAAAUAUCCAUGCUGAGGUUUUCUAUUGUUUUGUUCUAUUUGUUGUUUGCUUCACAA
Molecule: messenger RNA, 3154 nt
Organism: Fundulus heteroclitus (mummichog)
Lineage: Eukaryota; Metazoa; Chordata; Actinopteri; Cyprinodontiformes; Fundulidae
Product: amyloid beta A4 precursor protein-binding family B member 1-interacting protein
Exons: 13
Coding region: 211-1662 (483 amino acids)
Biological process (GO): signal transduction
Cellular component (GO): cytosol; plasma membrane
Source: RefSeq, a predicted model, not a curated record